AUGUAUAUAGUUCUUGUAAAUUAUGGAAACAACAAAAAGUUGUCAGGAAAUGAUGGGAAAAUCAAUUUUCCCAUAACUUUUGCAGUGUUUAGUUACCAAGAAAAUUUAUAUCUUGUUGUGACUUUUGGACACAGUUCUAUAUGUAUUUUUAGUACUAUGCAGCAAAAUAAGACAUCUCAGUCACAAGUUGAACAGGUUGUUGAGUCUGGGCCGUGGCACUUUGGGGGUAAGUUGUUGAUGCUUAAACAGUGGCAACCUCAAAUGAAUCUUGUGAAGGAACAGUUCACUAAAAUCCCUCUUUGGGCACAUUUUUAUAAUGUCCCUCUUGAAUUGUGGACUGAAGAAGGGCUAAGCCGUGUGGCUAGUGCCAUAGGUAGACCAUUAUAUGCAGAUCGUCUUACUGAGUCAUGUAAGAGGAUUAAUUUUGCUAAAAUUUGUGUGGAAGUGGAUGCUUCCUCUCCAUUGCCUGAGCAAUUUGAUUUGACUCUUCCAUCUGGGGCUGUUUUCACAAUUCGGGUUUGGUAUCCUUGGAAACCUCUCAAGUGUAAUUCCUGUAAUGUCUUUGGCCAUAAGAAUUGUGUGGUCAAGACUGAUCAUAUAGGGCCAAAACAGCAAGUGUGGGUUGUGAAACCCUCCAUUAGCGCUGUUGGGGCUCCUUCUGUUGUUCCUGCGACGGACCUUCCUUAUUCUAUUGAGGUUCCUUGUAUGGGGGUUUCUUCUGCUAAGGAUGGGGUUUGUCCUACUCUCCUAAGUUCUGCUAAGGAUAAGGUUGUUUCAGCUGAUCCUUGUGUAUCUGUAGUUGUAGGGGCUGAGUCUGUUGCUGGUUCUCCUUCUGGUACUAAGGAUGGUGCCAAUAUGUUUUCUGUCCUCCAACAAACGGAGGAUGGGGUGAGUCAAAAGGGUGUUGAUUCUGGGGAUGAUCUUGAGAGUUUGCCUACUGAGGAGGAAUUUGUGGAUGGUCUAACCCAUGAUGUGAUUGUUACUUCUCCUGUUCCUAAAAAGAGAGGUCGAGGGAGAAGUAAAGGAGUUAAGAAGCCUGUGAAUAAUAGUCAGGUUUCUAGUGGUCCUGGUCCGGGGAGGGGUGGUAAGAAUCGUUCUUAA
Rhododendron vialii is the source of this 1101-nucleotide messenger RNA. RefSeq lists its product as uncharacterized. Lineage: Eukaryota; Viridiplantae; Streptophyta; Magnoliopsida; Ericales; Ericaceae. The record is from RefSeq and is a predicted model, not a curated record. The transcript has 5 exons. The coding region runs from base 1 to 1101 and encodes 366 amino acids.